This is a messenger RNA of Scatophagus argus, 2882 nucleotides long. It is a transcript of the gene lmf2a, whose product is annotated as lipase maturation factor 2a. The transcript is spliced from 14 exons. Gene Ontology annotation, cellular component: endoplasmic reticulum membrane. The record is from RefSeq and is a predicted model, not a curated record. Lineage: Eukaryota; Metazoa; Chordata; Actinopteri; Scatophagidae. Bases 122 to 2326 code for a protein of 734 amino acids. Gene Ontology annotation, biological process: protein maturation.
UGCUCACCAAUACGUGUCCGUCGGCUACGUGAAAUCCCGCUCCCCGCUUCCCGUUUUGCCACGGGAGCAGGCGGCGGAGCUUCAGUAGUGAAAGCAGCGGCUGUCUCCGCUCAGCUCAGACAUGGGGGAAAUCAUCCUGCCGAGGCGCAUGUUUCUGUGGUGCAUGGCGGUCAUUUAUCUGACUGCUUUUGUUUCCCUCUAUGUGCAGAUACCAGGUCUCUAUGGUAAUGAGGGGCUGCUGCCUGCUCGUCAGCAGCUGCGGUACAGCGGUAAACCUCUCAUCGAUCAGCUGCUGUCCUCUCCCACCCUGCUGUGGCUGGGACCGAAGCUCGGCUUGGACACGCACACGGCUAUGGAGCUGCUGUGUCUUACAGGGGCGGCGCUGAGCCUCACCGCCGUGCUGGUGGAGGCUUUCCGAGACAGCGUGGUGUUUUUCUGCCUCUGGGCCUUGUACCUGUCCAUGUACCAGGUGGGCCAAGUAUUUCUCUACUUCCAGUGGGACAACUUGCUUCUGGAGACCGGGUUCCUCUGCAUCCUUGUAGCUCCACUGACAUUGAUCAGAGGGUCCAGAGGGGUCAGGGAGCACGAUCGAGUGACCUUCUGGUUGAUCCGCUGGUUGCUCUUCAGGCUCAUGUUUGCCUCUGGUGUGGUGAAACUCACUUCACGUUGUCCAACAUGGUGGGGCCUUACCGCUCUGACAUACCACUAUGAGACUCAGUGUAUUCCCACCCCGCUGGCCUGGUUUGCCCACCAGUUGCCAGUGUGGUGGCAGAAACUGAGUGUGGCUGGGACCUUCGUCAUAGAAAUCGCUGCAGCCCCGCUUUUCUUCAGCCCCCUCCGCAGACUCCGACUUGGAGCUUUUUACUUGCAGGUGCUGCUUCAAGUGUUCAUCAUUUUGAGUGGCAACUACAAUUUCUUCAACCUGCUGACUUUGACCCUCUGUCUGUCGCUUCUGGAUGACCAGCAUGUACGCUUCUGGCUACGCAAGGCAGACAGCGUCAGCAGCAAAGACUCUAAGCUGUGGUCAUGGCUGUGUUACCUGCUGGAACUGGCAGUCUGGGCACUCAUGAUCUUUGGAGCAAUUGUGUGCUUUGACCUGCAGCUGGAUACAACGAAGAGCAGCAUCUCCUCCAGGACAGCAUUCACAUACCACCAGUUUAACCAGUUUCUGAAGAGUGUCACUAUCCCCUGUGUCUGGAUUGGCGUCCUCUCUCUCACCUGGGAGAUGGUCACAUCCAUGUUCAGGUGUGCAUGUGUCUCUGGGUUCCUGAAAAGGUUUUGUGGAACAGUCCAGUGGACUGUGUUUGGUGCUGCUGCCGCUGCUAUGUUCACUGUUAGUCUGGUGCCAUUCACCUACAUCGAGUAUGACUCUAAUGCCAGGUUAUGGCCGGGAGUGCGUCAGGCUUACGAGGUGGUGGAUCGCUACCAGCUGGUCAACUCGUACGGCCUGUUCAGAAGGAUGACCGGGGUCAGCGGGCGGCCAGAGGUUGUCAUCGAGGGGAGCAACGAUGGAGUGUCGUGGACUGAGAUUGAGUUCAUGUACAAGCCGGGAAAUCUAAGUGCACCUCCUUCGGUGGUGACACCUCACCAGCCCAGGUUGGACUGGCAAAUGUGGUUUGCUGCCCUGGGGACUCACACACAGGCUCCGUGGUUCACCAGCCUCAUGUACAGACUGCUGCAGGGCAAAAGAGACGUGGUAGAGUUGAUCCAGACAGAUGUGACUAAGUAUCCGUUCCACCAGCAGCCUCCUGCCUACCUCCGAGCUCACCGCUACAGAUACUGGUUUACAGAACCCAAGGCUGACGGUUCUUACCCACAGCGCUGGUGGAGGAGGGUCUACGAUGUAGAGUUCUAUCCCACAGUGCACCUGGGCAACACCUUCCUGGAGAGUAUGCUCAAACAGUAUGGACUCAAGGACAAAUUGCCCCAACGUCGAAUAUCCAACACCGCAGUUGCCCAGGCAGUCAGGUGGGUGCGCUCUCAGGUCAGAGGUGUUCCUGCCCCUACGCUAAUCUGGACCCUCCUCCUCUGCAGCACCACCAUCUGUCUGCUCCAGGGAUUGCGUAACAGGAAUAAAAACAUGACUGUGAGCGAACACAGAGAAAAUGUACCUGACUGCUCUUCAGACCGUUGUGGCAAGUCAAACAAACAGCAGACAGCAGAGGAAGAGGAAGAGGAAGAAGACAGAGACGGCAGCGAAGAUGAGGCGGAGGAAGGCGAAGGAGAAGAGAAAGAUGCCAUUGGUGAUGGCGAAGAGGAUGAGUCACAAGAGGAGGAAGAAGACAGGAAAGGAAAAGAUGAGAUUGUCCGAAAGGGGAAGCUUUGAAAAUCAAUGAGGUUAUCAGGGAGUAGGUUGUUUUCACCACCUGCCUUCAUAAAAUGUUAUCAAAACGACCAAAGAAGUUCUUCUGUGUAUAUUGAGUUUAUUUGCCUUCUCUCGCCUUCACCCAGCUGCAGCACACGCUGUCCCUGCAUCAGCUGUCUAAAUCAGAAACCACUUGCUUAGUUCAUCGCACCUUACCAGGUGUCUCUCCAGGUUUUAAAACCUCCCUGGUUGGUUUGGUGACGUCACGCUGAACAUUCAAAGAUCAGUCACGUGGAAAGUAGAGCGAAAAUUGGUUGUGUUUUCACCCAUCAAGAGUGUGCGUGUGUGUUGUUCAUGAUGCUCUUUGUCUCCUGUUUGUGGUGUGCCUUUCUGCACUUUUAUUUUUGUUACUGUGGUCUAUUGCUGUAUGUACAGAUCUAAAACAACUCUGCACUUUUUCCAUUUUCCACAAAUGUGUCUUUCGUUUCUGUCAGUGUUAGAAGAAAUGAAACAUCACACAAAUAAAUGUAGUACUUUUAAAAUUUUUUAUAACAUUAAAAUGCAACAAAAUUUAAAA